This is a messenger RNA of Daldinia loculata, 2172 nucleotides long. RefSeq lists its product as uncharacterized. Bases 1 to 2172 code for a protein of 723 amino acids. NCBI's taxonomy places the organism in Eukaryota, Fungi, Ascomycota, Sordariomycetes, Xylariales, Hypoxylaceae. The transcript is spliced from 2 exons. The record is from RefSeq and is a predicted model, not a curated record. Gene Ontology annotation, biological process: protein refolding. Gene Ontology annotation, cellular component: cytoplasm.
AUGGCGCUUCAACUAAAUGACUCAAGUGCUCCGGAGUCUCAGUCCAAAGGCAUAUAUUCUUCUAUUAGUUCCGAAGAGGGGGAUUCUAACCAGCCCAUGACAAUUGAUGAACCUGAUGGAGAUCAAAACACGACCGAGGAGACCCUCGCCGACUGCGACAAAAAUCUACUUUUGAUCGUGCAGCAGACAGCAAAACUUAAAGCUGACUCAACGAGAUUGGAGUUUGAAGAGCUUUCCUUGAGCGAAGUCCAAUCACGAGUAAAUAAGAUAAAACACUCGCCUGAUGAAUGGAACCACGUGCUUAAGUCCAUCAAACAUAGAGUUGAAAAGAAAGACAAAGAAUGGGCCAAGGAAUAUAUCAACUCUCAUAAGGAUGCUAUUAUGAAUUUCGUUGGACAGGAAAUUAUUAGGGCCUUCGAGAACGAGAAGAAAAAGGCCAAGGUACUUGAGCGGCGUUUGAAGGAGCGUGAGGAGGUGAAUCGCGUAGUGAAAUUAUUGAAAUUAUUGAAAAAGAAUGAUGCUACAUAUUAUGAUCUACUUGGGGUAGACAAGAGGGCUACAACAGCUGAGAUCAGGAAAGCUAGAAAGAAUUUUGUUUUCAUGCUUCAUCCGGACCGCAACAAAGAUAAAUCAGCGCUUCGUUGUACUAAAGCCAUUAACAAUGUGGUUGAUGUCCUCUGCUCCAAAGAGAAGCGAGCCGAGUAUGACGAAAGUUUACCUAGUCAGUAUAAGGCCCCUCGUGUCGAUGAAGAAGAUCUUUUCGAUGAAGAAUUUGCCAACGGAGCUUUCGAUGAUGAUGGCAAUGAUUCUACCGAUACUGAAUCGGAUAGCGAAUCGGACAGCGAGUCGGACAGCGAAACGGACAGCAAAAAUGAGGCUCCAAUGGUGUCGGAAGGAGUAAUGAAAAUAUAUUUGGAGAUGGGCCAGUCAGUUCUCAAGCCAUUUUUCAAAAGGUUGGACGACAAACCUGACACGAAAGGACUAAAGGAGAAAUUGAAAGGAUAUAAUAUGUUAAUCGAGGAGCAGAAUCUGAAAAGGAGGAUAGAUAUCCCCAAGCUAUUCAUGGUGCCCGAUACAUCGAUUCAAAAGUAUCAUUUCAUGGGACGGGAUAUCAUAACCUGGUGGGAGGCGAGGAGAUUGAAACCCGAAGAGGUACAGCGGGCUCUACAGAAACUGCAGAAUAACUUUGAGGAGGAACGGCUGCAUAGCUAUCACCAGUGGCCCGCUGAAUGGACGAAGCUUCUUAUCAGACCUUUGCGAAAGCGGCUUAUUAAACUGAAUCUGCCUAAGGAACAAACCCGAACCAAACCCAUGCAAGGAAAUUCGGCACGAGAAAAGCCUAUUAACCGGGCUUCUGGAACUAAUAAAACUAGUGACACGGAUAUGCCAGAUGCUUACGGGCACGACGAAAGACGUCUGCUCGGGAUUUUGGCCCAUGCAUCCAGCGUCCGACCUGAUACUGGCGGGGUGGGGUACAACGGCGGGAUGGGGUAUAGUGGAACAAAAUACUUCUUUGAUGUCGAAGGACUUAAUAAGCUCGAAGUUAAGAUGGCUAAUGAGGUCGAUCCCGAGGAAACUAAGAAGUAUCACGAUUCGGGAAAGGCUAGCAAUAUUAAUGAUCAGGAGAGCGAGUACCGUAGGUUAUUGCGGUCUAGGCUUGUCCGGGUCAUAGGCGUUUCAUUCCUACCAGGGACAGGAAAUUAUGAGCGAACGUGCUGGACUUACGUUAGAGUGAAGAUACUCAAUAUUCCGGGUGGUCGUAUCAUGACUCGAUCGACCUUGCGCGGCUGGAUAGGACAGCGAGAGGCCGACAAAAGGAUUGAUGCGUUCUUAGUCGAGUCAAAAACUGUUCCCCCGUGGGCUAUGGACGACUACGACUCGGGAAAACACAAAUCGUAUUUACUCGAAUACCCGCUUCCACAAAAGGCCCACGGGAAUAACCAGAUCAUUCGGAAGAGACAUUAUGAUGAUAGUGAUGAUAGUGCUGAUAAAGAAAGGUCGCAGUCGCUUAGGUAUAAGGGGAGUGUUCGUCACCUUGAAGACAGCCAGGAAAUAUCAAACUUAGUAAAUCUCAAGGUUAACGAUAUGGUGGAGACGAUUACGAAAGGGAUCGAGGAUCUGUUCAUAACGCGCAAGGAGACUUUCAAAAAAGAGCUGGAAAGACUCAAGUAG